Messenger RNA from Mycena indigotica, 2745 nucleotides. Its product is annotated as Iron reductase. Gene Ontology annotation, cellular component: plasma membrane. Gene Ontology annotation, molecular function: ferric-chelate reductase activity. Gene Ontology annotation, biological process: iron ion transport; intracellular iron ion homeostasis; copper ion import. The transcript has 5 exons. The coding region runs from base 1 to 2745 and encodes 914 amino acids. The record is from RefSeq and is a predicted model, not a curated record. NCBI's taxonomy places the organism in Eukaryota, Fungi, Basidiomycota, Agaricomycetes, Agaricales, Mycenaceae.
AUGUCUGACAACCUGUUGAGUUUCAAAGCCAUUAUCUUCGACUGCUAUGGCACGCUCUGUGACUGGGAAUCUGGCAUCUACAACGCGCUCCAACCACUUCUCGCUCGUUAUCCUGACUCAGCAGGCAAAUGGACGCGUAAGGAGGCGUUGCUGGCCUUCACCGAGAUUGAAAAGGAUCUACAAGCUAAAGACCCGACUGUUCUGUACCGCGACUUGUUGGCGAAUGCGUAUACGGCACUCAACCACAAACUCGCCCAAUCAGAGUCAACUAUUGAUAUAGAACGCGAAAGUGCGGCCUUUGGAGCAUCAAUAAAAGACUGGGCUAUUUUUCAAGAUACGUAUGCUGCGCUGCGGGUCUUGCAGAAACACUACAAACUCGUCAUUCUGUCCAACGUCGACUAUACGUCGUUUGCCCAUACUCACACAAAGCUUUCUGGGGCUCCUGAAAGCGAACUCGCAGCGUAUACCCGGCCAUCUGGCUCAUCGCAAUGGCUACCACACGGUUCAAACUCGCCAUUCUCGUUGAUAUUGACCGCCCAAGACACGGGUGCCUAUAAACCUGAUCCGAAAGGCAUGCGUUCUGCGUUGGAGAUUAUUCAACGCGAAUUUGGGGUGGAACCAGCAGAGGUGCUGGUCGUUGCACAAAGUUUAUACCAUGAUAUCAACCCAUCCAGCGAGUUGGGUAUCACUGGGAUUUGGAUUGAUAGAGCGGGGGCGGUAAUGGGACUAGAAAGCAUUGACGAGACUCCAAAGUGGCGUUGGUCGUUCAAGACACUCGGGGAAAUUGCAGACAAAAUCGAAGUUCAGGCCCUUGCCACGCCUCUUGUGCGUUCCCUCCAUCCCCAGGCCGCCCACGCUCUUUCUCUCCCUCCUCCCUGUCCUUACAUGUCGUCCUCCCGCAAACCCACAGCGACAACGACCCCCAGCCCCAGUUUUACUGCCGCUGCAAUAACUGGGGCUCCACAUGCCAAUGCACUUGCUUUCGUCUACCAUAUUGACAUCUUUUUGCUCGCACUCGCAGCAACUCUGGUAUUCUACCGCUCUCCGCGAGCCUUUGCUCGGCUAUGGCGACUCUCUGAAUGGUCCAACGGCCAUUUGCUCCGUUAUCGUCAACCACGAACACCUCCUUCCAUAGUCGUGAGCAGGGGCUCUCUGAGAAGGAAUAACCAUCCUACAACGAAGGAACUUGACUCGGAACUAUCUCACUCGCAUGUCCGUCACGCGCAUCGAGUAAACUCCAGAGGCGGUUCCGUGCAAGUCGCGUAUCCACCUCAUGUUGCAUCCACCAUGACCCUUUUACGACCACUCAUCUCUCCCCUCAGCACGCGUAUUUCCCCUGGAUUUACGUUUGCUCAAGUCCUUGUCUUGCUUGUCUAUAUGUCCGUCCUCAUCUACCCACUUUCUGUUGCGACCCCCGGCCCUUUUGUUGACCUCGAUCGAACCGCAUGGAUUGCGACUUCCCAACUGCCGGUGGUCAUUUUGUUUGCUUCCAAGAACAACGUACUGGGCAUGCUGCUUGGAGAGAGCUAUGAAAGCCUCAAUUUUCUGCAUCGGUUUGCGGCUAGAGCUUUUGUCCUUUGCUGUAAUGCCCACGGCCUUGGAUAUAUCUUCCAAUGGUGUCAAGAGGGGGUAUUCAAGACAAAGAUCAGAAUCUUUGCCCAAACACACGGUCUGCUAGCCUUGACCGCUGUCAACAUGUUGUUUUUCUUUUCGACCUCAUUCUUCCGCGCCAAGUACUACCGUUUGUUUGUCAACACUCAUUUGCUUGGGCUGGCCACUCUCUUGCCCGGAUUGUGGUUCCACAAAACCCGACUUCGGCCGUUUAUCUACGUUGCGCUCGGGUUUUACGCGCUCGAUCACGCUCUACGUCUUCUCAAGACACGUACGCACAUCGCAACUCUUCGACCGCUCGCUGACAUGGGCGUGACACGUAUCGAGAUCCCUCAGAUCACGGCUGGUUGGCGGGCGGGCCAACACGUGCGCAUUCGAGUGCUUACCGGUGCACUUGGUGUCUUUGGAUGGGCGGAAAGUCACCCGUUCACGAUCGCCAGUAUGAGCGGAGCCCAAGAGGGACUGGUUCUCAUGGCAAAGAAAUCUGGCGAUUGGACGACCAAGCUGUUUGAUUUCGCCAAGAGCGGUGGUUUUACCGCGGCUGGUGUCGGCAGGAAUGUCCGUGUCGUCGUGGAAGGGCCCUAUGGCGGACCUGGCCAUGCAAUGUUCAACAGCUACUCCUCAGCAGUUUUCAUCGUUGGUGGUUCUGGCAUUUCUUUCGCCCUCUCAGCCAUUGAGGAGCUCGUGGAUCAAGACUUGCGAGGGCAAUGCCGUGUCAAGGUUAUUGAGCUCAUAUGGACGCUCCAAGACCCUGCGGCUCUCCUACCACUCUACACCCACUUCAACACGCUCAUCGAACGCUCUGUUUUCACUCGCAUCCGGAUUUCGGUGUUUUACACCCGCGCACCAAUUGGCAAGUUCCCAUUCGCCGAGUCCGCCUUCCCAACGACCAACCUGACCCUUUCACCCGGCCGACCAAGGUUUUUAACCAUGCUCGAAAACAGUAUCGGUCGAACGGUGAAGCUUGGGGCGGCUGGUGGCAAAGACGAGGAGAGAUUGACUGGAAUACUGGUCGCUGUGUGCGGGCCCACCAGUCUUGCCGACAGCGUUGUGGAAGCAGUAGGAAAGCUAGAACCGUUAAGAAAGGACCAAGUCGGUGGUGUGGAGGUUCAUGAGGAAGUUUUUGGAUUCUAG